AUGAAGAUAACAGUGACAUGCGACUUGACUGGAGCACAGGUGUUUCCAUUGGAAGUAAGCAACGAUAUGGAAAUGGAAAAUUUUUUGGCAUUUUGCAGAUUUGAAAUUCCUGUCCUGAAUGAUGUGUCGAUGUCGCAAUUAAGCAUUAUUCACAAUGGACACACAGAUUGGAAAAUACAUGAAAAUGAUAUAAUUGUGCUGGUAACUGACAAACCGACAACAUCUUCCAAACAACCUCGAUAUUCAAAUGCUUUGAUUGCUGAUUUAGUGAAGUCAAUUAAGGUGCCACAGGACAACAUGCAGCAUCGCGACAAGAAUGAUCUAAAAAAUAAUGAACUUCGUAUGCUUUUUGAUGGACUCAGGAAUAACAUGGAGCAUCGCGAUCGUUUGCGUAAUGUUAUACCGAAUUUAAUUGCUGCAGUUGAACAAAAUAAUUUUGAUAUGUUCAAAACACAGUAUAUUGCUGAACGAGAAAAUGCGUUUACUCGAGAACGAGAAAUGCUUGAUCCAACAAGUGCAGAAGGACAGCGAUUGAUUGCUGAACAGAUUCAACGUGAAAACAUCGACUUUACACAUCAAUUCGCAAUGGAACAUAUGCCCGAAGCUUAUAUACCUGUGACAAUGUUAUACAUUAAAAUGAAAAUAAAUGGGGUUGAAGUAAAAGCAUUUGUGGAUUCAGGAGCACAGGUGUCCAUAUUGUCCGAUUCCAUUGCUCAGCGUUGUAAUUUAAUGCGCUUAGUGGAUAAGAGAUUUCAAGCAACGGUUCAUGGAGUCGGUGGCGCUCAACAAUUAUUAGGAAAAAUACAUGCAUGUCAAGUUCAAAUUGAAGAGCAGUUUUUCCCAUGUAAUUUCGAUGUUCUAGCGAAUCGUGACAUCGAUGUUUUGCUUGGCCUAGAUAUUCUUAAACGACAUCGUUGCGUUAUUGAUUUACAAAACAAUUGUUUGCGAUUCGGUGAAUCAGCAGUUACACAUUUUUUACCGGACUCAGAAGUCCCACAGAGAAAUUUAGAACGAUUCGGGACUGCACAUGCCAGCAGUACGAAUGUGGAAGUAGAUAGCGCAAAAUUGGCUUCGUUGAUGGCACUUGGUUUUGAAGAAGCAGCCGCUCGUGCAAUGCUUAUACAGUGUGGAAAUGAUGUAGAAGCGGCAGCCGCAAAUUUAUUAGCUAGACAGUCAACACUGUAA
This is a messenger RNA of Acanthocheilonema viteae, 1185 nucleotides long. The record is from the annotation of a GenBank genome assembly. NCBI's taxonomy places the organism in Eukaryota, Metazoa, Nematoda, Chromadorea, Rhabditida, Onchocercidae.